This is a messenger RNA of Staurois parvus, 678 nucleotides long. The record is from the annotation of a GenBank genome assembly. NCBI's taxonomy places the organism in Eukaryota, Metazoa, Chordata, Amphibia, Anura, Ranidae.
AUGAGUUCUUCAUAUUAUGUGAAUGCUCUUUUCAGCAAAUAUACGGCUGGGGCUUCUCUCUUCCAAAACACAGAGGCCACUUCUUGUUCCUUUGCUACCAACUCCCAGAGAAGCAGCUAUGGAGCCGGCACCGGUGCCUUUCCGCCAUCAAUGCCCAGUCUGUACAAUGUGAACAGUGCUCUCUAUCAGAACCCUUUUUCUGGAUACAGCCUGGGCUCAGAAGCUUACAACCUGCACUGCUCGUUUGAUCAGAACAUUCCGGUGCUCUGCAAUGACCUGGCCAAAGCCAGCUGUGACAAGGCGGAGGACUCUACCCUGCACUCCCAGGCUGACAGUAAUUUCCGCAUUUACCCGUGGAUGAGGUCUUCAGGGCCCGACAGGAAGAGGGGUCGGCAGACUUACACUCGUUACCAGACCCUGGAGCUGGAGAAAGAAUUCCACUUUAACCGCUACCUAACCCGGAGGAGGAGGAUAGAGAUCGCCCAUGCUUUGUGUCUGACAGAGAGGCAGAUCAAAAUCUGGUUCCAGAACCGCAGGAUGAAAUGGAAAAAGGAACAUAAAGAGGAGAACAGCGGUACCUCUGAUGCUGGGGAGCAGACCCCUGCACUACUACUACUACUACGACUACUACUACUACUACUACUACAGCUGAUGAGGACAAGGGGAAAGAGGGAGAAU